This is a messenger RNA of Drosophila navojoa, 1294 nucleotides long. RefSeq lists its product as uncharacterized. Gene Ontology annotation, biological process: regulatory ncRNA-mediated post-transcriptional gene silencing. Gene Ontology annotation, molecular function: 5'-3' RNA helicase activity; RNA binding. The record is from RefSeq and is a predicted model, not a curated record. Lineage: Eukaryota; Metazoa; Arthropoda; Insecta; Diptera; Drosophilidae. Gene Ontology annotation, cellular component: cytosol; P granule.
ACACUUUGGCACAUUCAUUGAAGCGAACUAACGUACGCAGUACGCCUUUGUCGGCGGCUACAAAGAUUGGCUACAAUAAAGCUGAGCUGCUGUCAAUGGGCGCCCAGGCGACUCAGCAGCACAAAAAAUCUGAUCUGGACCAGCUAUUCGAUGAGCUACCCAACGUACCGCGUUAUGUGGACAAUGACUCCGAAACCGUGCGCUCCAUUCGAGCAGACAUGCAGCGUAUGUCUCUUAGUCGUCCGUCCACUGCGACUGCAACCAGCGAACCAGCGACAAAGGCUGCCCAACCGAUUCAGCUAACCAAAACCCCAACACGUACCGAAACGGCACGGCCAUCUGCUGAAGCUAAAUAUGUGGUCGGCGUUGAGGCGAUCGAUGUGGCAUUCGCCCCUAGUGCACCGCCGGGUAGUCCAAGUCUGUCGCGUUGCACUCAGUAUAACUACAUACCCUCGGGUAAUUUGCGCUUGGAGUCUGUCCGACCACCACUGGAGUACAUAUCUCCGCCGCCAUUCUUCGAUCAGGGGCGCUCUCCACCUUAUUAUGAUUGGGCUAUUGGAGCUCCAAGAUCGCAGCCGCAGCCCAAGGAGAAGAAGAAAAGCACUUGUGCUAUAUCAUAAUUGCACAUAUAUAUUAAGAUUAUGUUGUUUUUUUUUUUUCAUGAAGCAACAUAACUACGAGGACUACACAGGACAAUUGAGUACUUGUGUUAACCUCUUUGGACUUUUGCUGUAUGUCGCAUGCUGCAAUCGAUUGCAUUCUGUCGGUCAGUCUGCAUCAGUUGCAAUAUAUUUCAUGCAGCAAAAAUUUUAAACGAAUUUUCAGUAUAUAAACGGCAAAUUCGCAUUUGCUGAAUAAACAGUAUUAAUGGCGUUUUGAAUGCCAAUUGUUAAUUCGUCAGAUGCGAUUUUGUGUGAGUAUAUAUAUAUAUAUAUAUAUAUACAUGUACAUGUCGAUGAAUCCCAAUGAAUUUCAUCCAUGUGCAUGUUCACUAAAAGACAAAGCUAAUUUGCUUAACAAAUUGAUUCUUUUUCGAUAUUUAUAAUUUGAAAUUUCCAAAUAAAGAUAAGGGUUGGGGCUUUGAAUUGUAUGUGGCUCAUUUUAUGCUCCAUUGUCAAACUAAUUCAUCCCUUUGAAAUGAUGAGAAAAAAGAAUUGCAACAUUAAAGUAUAUCUGAACUAUCCAUUUAAUAACCGAUAAUUAACCAGUUUGUAUUUUUUUAAUAUAAGAAAGAUGGAAGGAAAUCUGAUCUAUGUUACCCGAAAUCUGCAAUAAACUAUAUUUUUUGAGUAAA